Manis javanica (Malayan pangolin) is the source of this 894-nucleotide messenger RNA. The record is from RefSeq and is a predicted model, not a curated record. NCBI's taxonomy places the organism in Eukaryota, Metazoa, Chordata, Mammalia, Pholidota, Manidae.
CCAAAAUCCACAGCUAUUGAACCAUAGAACUAAAUUCGCACAUAGCUGCAGAACAAGACUGCUUUUCUCCUGGCUAAACAGAUACGCUUUACUAAGAAGGCCAUGCUUGCUACCCCAGACUCCCAACAAACACAUCUCAGCCUUUUUUUGCUUGUGAAGAAAUAUGGGAACAUUUUUAGCUUCCAGUUUGGUGCCUUGUCUUCAGUUGUGAUAACUGGAUUGCCCUUAAUCAAAGAAGUGCUCGUCCACCAGGCCCAAAUCUUUGUGAACCGCCCCGUAACACCUAUCCGAGAACAUGUCUUUAAGAACAAAGGGGUGAUCAUGUCCAAUGGCCAGGUGUGGAAGGAACAAAGAAGGUUCACACUGAUGACACUAAGAAACUUUGGUUUAGGAAAGAAGAGCUUAGAAGAACGCAUUCAGGAGGAGGCCCAGCACCUCAUCCAGGCAAUAGAAGAGGAGAAGGGGCAGCCUUUUAAUCCUCACUUCAAGAUCAACAAUGCUGUUUCCAAUAUAAUUUGCUCCAUCACCUUUGGAGAGCGCUUUGAGUACCAAGAUGAUCAAUUUCAGGAACUGCUGAGGUUACUGGAUGAGGUUGUAUAUCUGCAGCCCUCAAUGUGGGGCCAGCUCUAUAAUAUCUUUCCCUGGAUUAUGAAAAUCCUUCCUGGACCCCACCAAAAACUCUUUAGCAACUGGGAGAAACUGAAAUUGUUCAUUGCUCGUAUGAUUGAAGAUCACAAGAAAGAUUGGAAUCCUGCUGAAACAAGGGACUUUAUUGAUGCUUUCCUCAAGGAAAUAGAAAAGGUGAGGAAACCAGCCUUUCCCUGUGUUUAUGUUCUCAAAGAGCACCUGGGGGUAUCUCAUUUCCUAGUGUUGCUGUGACAAAUGACCACAGAC